Fukomys damarensis (Damara mole-rat) is the source of this 3740-nucleotide messenger RNA. It is a transcript of the gene Ubap2l, whose product is annotated as ubiquitin associated protein 2 like. The record is from RefSeq and is a predicted model, not a curated record. Gene Ontology annotation, molecular function: protein binding. Gene Ontology annotation, cellular component: nucleus; cytoplasm. Lineage: Eukaryota; Metazoa; Chordata; Mammalia; Rodentia; Bathyergidae. The coding region runs from base 41 to 3526 and encodes 1161 amino acids. The transcript is spliced from 29 exons.
UAUUCUACCUUGUAAAUACUGUUAUUUGUAUAUACUGUAAAUGAUGACAUCGGUGGGCACCAACCGAGCCCGGGGAAACUGGGAACAACCUCAAAACCAAAAUCAGACACAGCACAAGCAGCGACCACAGGCCACUGCGGAACAAAUUCGACUUGCACAGAUGAUUUCGGACCAUAAUGAUGCUGACUUUGAAGAGAAGGUGAAACAAUUGAUUGAUAUCACAGGCAAGAACCAGGAUGAAUGUGUGAUUGCUUUGCAUGACUGCAAUGGAGAUGUCAACAGAGCAAUCAAUGUUCUGCUGGAAGGAAACCCAGACACGCAUUCUUGGGAGAUGGUUGGUAAGAAGAAAGGAGUUUCGGGACAGAAGGAUGGUGGCCAGGCGGAAUCCAAUGAGGAAGGCAAAGAAAAUCGAGACCGGGACAGAGACUAUAGUCGACGACGUGGUGGGCCACCCAGACGGGGCAGAGGUGCCAGCCGAGGACGAGAGUGUAUGCAUGGGGCUUUAUCAAAACCAACUGUGGUUCGGGGUCAGGAAAAUGGAUUGGAUGGCACCAAGAGUGGAGGGCCUUCUGGAAGAGGCACAGAGAGAGGCAGAAGAGGCCGUGGCCGAGGCAGAGGAGGCUCUGGUAGGCGGGGAGGAAGGUUUUCUGCUCAAGGAAUGGGAACUUUUAACCCAGCUGAUUAUGCAGAGCCGGCCAAUACCGAUGAUAACUAUGGCAAUAGCAGCGGCAAUACAUGGAACAAUACUGGCCACUUUGAACCAGAUGAUGGGACGAGACUUGAUUUCAUUGGGGUUGAGGGGUCAAAUUAUCCCCGAAAAUUUGAGACUGCUCCUGGUGCAUGGAGGGCUGCAACAGAGGAGUGGGGAACUGAAGAUUGGAAUGAAGAUCUUUCCGAGACCAAGAUCUUCACUGCAUCUAAUGUUUCUUCAGUGCCUCUGCCUGCGGAGAAUGUGACAAUCACUGCUGGUCAGAGAAUUGACCUUGCUGUUCUGCUGGGGAAGACACCAUCUUCACUGGAGAACGAUUCAUCUAAUCUGGAUCCGUCUCAGGCUCCUUCCCUGGCUCAGCCUCUGGUGUUCAGUAACUCGAAGCAGAGUGCCAUAUCACAGCCUUCUUCGGGUAGCACGUUUUCCCAUCACAGUAUGGUGAGCAUGUUAGGGAAGGGAUUUGGUGAUGUUGGUGAGGCUAAAGGUGGCAGUACCACAGGCUCCCAGUUCUUGGAGCAGUUCAAGACUGCUCAGGCCCUGGCUCAGCUGGCAGCUCAGCACUCUCAGUCUGGAAGCACCCCCACCUCCUCUUGGGACAUGGGCUCGACGACACAGUCCCCGUCACUGGUGCAGUAUGAUUUGAAGAACCCAAGUGAUUCAACAGUGCACAGCCCCUUUACAAAGCGCCAGGCUUUUACCCCAUCUUCAACCAUGAUGGAGGUGUUCCUUCAGGAGAAGCCUCCUGCAGUGGCUACCUCCACGGCUGCACCUCCGCCCCCUUCUUCACCUCUGCCAAGCAAAUCCACCUCAGCUGCACAGAUGUCUCCUGGGUCUUCAGACAACCAAUCCUCCAGUCCUCAGCCGGCUCAGCAGAAACUGAAACAGCAGAAGAAAAAAGCAUCCUUGACUUCUAAGAUCCCUGCUCUGGCUGUGGAGAUGCCCGGCUCAGCAGAUAUCUCAGGGCUAAAUCUGCAGUUUGGGGCAUUGCAGUUUGGGUCAGAGCCUGUUCUUUCUGAUUAUGAGUCCACCCCCACCACGAGCGCCUCUUCAAGCCAGGCUCCAAGUAGCCUGUAUACCAGCACGGCCAGUGAAUCUUCAUCUACGAUUUCAUCUAACCAGAGUCAGGAAUCUGGUUAUCAGAGUGGCCCAAUUCAGUCAACAACCUAUACCUCCCAAAACAACGCUCAGGGCCCGCUAUAUGAACAGAGAUCCACACAGACUCGGCGGUACCCCAGCUCCAUGUCUUCAUCACCCCAAAAGGACCUGACUCAGGCAAAGAAUGGCUUCAGUUCUGUGCAAGCCACGCAGUUACAGACCACGCAAUCUGUUGAAGGUGCUACAGGCUCUGCAGUGAAAUCUGACUCACCUUCCACUUCCAGCAUCCCCCCUCUCAAUGAAGCGGUAUCUGCAGCUUCCUUACUGACAACCACCAAUCAGCACUCAUCCUCCUUGGGUGGCUUGAGCCACAGUGAGGAGAUUCCAAACACCACCACCACGCAACAUAGCAGCACGUUGUCUGCGCAGCAGAACACCCUUUCGUCAUCAACAUCUUCUGGGCGCACUUCAACGUCCACUCUCCUGCAUACAAGUGUGGAGAGUGAAGCGAAUCUCCAUUCUUCCUCUAGCACUUUCUCUACCACAUCCAGCACAGUCUCUGCACCUCCCCCAGUGGUCAGCGUCUCUUCCAGUCUCAAUAGUGGCAGCAGUCUGGGCCUCAGCCUGGGCAGCAACUCUACCGUCACAGCCUCAACUCGAAGCUCAGUUGCUACGACUUCAGGAAAAGCUCCUCCCAACCUCCCUCCUGGGGUCCCGCCAUUGUUGCCUAAUCCCUAUAUUAUGGCUCCAGGGCUGUUACAUGCCUACCCGCCACAAGUGUAUGGUUAUGAUGACUUGCAGAUGCUUCAGACAAGGUUUCCAUUGGAUUACUACAGCAUCCCGUUUCCCACACCUACCACUCCACUGACUGGGAGGGAUGGCAGCCUGGCCAGCAACCCUUACUCUGGUGACCUCACAAAGUUUGGCCGUGGGGAUGCCUCCUCCCCAGCUCCGGCCACAACAUUGGCCCAGCCCCAACAGAACCAGACGCAGACUCACCACACCACGCAGCAGACAUUCCUGAACCCGGCGCUGCCUCCUGGCUACAGCUAUACCAGCCUGCCAUACUACACAGGGGUUCCGGGCCUCCCCAGCACCUUCCAGUAUGGGCCUGCUGUGUUCCCUGUGGCUCCUACCUCUUCCAAGCAGCAUGGUGUGAAUGUCAGUGUGAAUGCAUCGGCCACCCCUUUCCAACAGCCGAGUGGAUAUGGGUCUCAUGGAUACAACACUGGUGUGUCAGUCACCUCCAGUAACACGGGCGUGCCAGAUAUCUCGGGUUCUGUGUACUCCAAAACCCAGCAGUCCUUUGAGAAACAAGGUUUUCAUUCCGGUACUCCUGCUGCCUCCUUCAACUUGCCUUCAGCCCUGGGAAGUGGGGGGCCCAUCAAUCCGGCCACAGCUGCUGCCUACCCACCCGCCCCCUUUAUGCACAUUCUGACCCCUCAUCAGCAGCCACACUCCCAGAUCCUUCACCAUCAUCUGCAGCAGGACGGCCAGGGCCAGCCAGGGGCACACAGCACAUACACAAGCGCACAUAACACGAGCGGUCGCGAAGGAGAUGUCACAAGGGGCCAGCUACCAUAUUUGCAGAUGAUUCUCUGUUGCCAGCACCAGCAGGAGGAGCAGACGGGCGGCGGGCAGCGCAGCCAGACCAGCUCCAUCCCGCAGAAGCCGCAGACCACCAAGUCUGCCUACAACAGCUACAGCUGGGGGGCCAACUGAGGCCGGCGGAGACGGACCCUGGACCCCCGCCCGUCCCCACCGCCCGCCUCGUUGUAUGUAUGAUAGGAUUUGUAUUUUCUCCUCCUCCCUCCUCCUCCCCCUGCAUUCAACAUUAUGAAACUUCGCUGGGCCUUGCCCUUCGCCACUUCUUCCGCUUCACCCUGGCGGUGUGUGGGUGAGGUGGGAGGGCCCCAAAUAUACUAUCAGCCCAACA